Molecule: messenger RNA, 3800 nt
Organism: Scophthalmus maximus (turbot)
Lineage: Eukaryota; Metazoa; Chordata; Actinopteri; Pleuronectiformes; Scophthalmidae
Gene: ikbkb
Product: inhibitor of nuclear factor kappa B kinase subunit beta
Exons: 22
Coding region: 189-2420 (743 amino acids)
Biological process (GO): positive regulation of transcription by RNA polymerase II; peptidyl-serine phosphorylation; tumor necrosis factor-mediated signaling pathway
Cellular component (GO): IkappaB kinase complex; cytoplasm
Molecular function (GO): IkappaB kinase activity; ATP binding; protein binding
Source: RefSeq, a predicted model, not a curated record
UUUACAGGAAAUACGAGGACCAGGAAGUAGAAAAAGUUUUCGACAUUUGUUGUGUCGCCAAACUUACAAAUGUCCAAAAAGGAUUGAACUUGAAGGGGUUUUAAAGAGCGGUUGAGCCCCGUGCUGAAAGAAACUCAGGUGCGAACGCUGCCUGCGAAGUCCAAGGUGUAGGAGCAGCUGAGGAGGCCAUGAAUCGAGUUCCCCUGCAGCAGCCACAGAGCUGUGGGUCCUGGGAGCUGAAGGAGCGGCUGGGAACUGGAGGCUUUGGGAAUGUCACAAGAUGGCAAAAUAAGGACACAGAGGAGCAAAUCGCUAUAAAGCAGUGCCGUCAGGAGCUGAGCGAGAGAAGUAAGGAGAGAUGGUGUCUGGAGAUCCAGAUCAUGAAGAGGUUGGACCACGUUAACGUUGUUGCAGCCAGAGAGGUUCCUGAGGGUAUGCAGAGGAUGGUGGCCACCAAUGACCUGCCACUUCUGGCCAUGGAAUACUGCCAGGGAGGAGAUCUGAGAAAGUAUCUGAACCUCUUCGAGAACUGCUGUGGAAUGAGGGAGGGCUCGGUUUUGAUUCUGCUACGAGACAUUUCUUUGGCUCUGACCUACCUCCAUAAGAAGAGGAUCAUCCACAGAGAUCUGAAGCCAGAAAACAUUGUGUUGCAGCAGGGAGAGAAGAGGUUGAUCCACAAAAUUAUAGAUCUUGGCUAUGCCAAAGAGCUGGACCAGAGCAGCCUUUGCACAUCAUUUGUGGGAACACUGCAGUACUUGGCUCCAGAGCUCAUUGAGAGGCAGAAGUACACAGUCACUGUGGACUACUGGAGCUUUGGGACUCUGGUGGUUGAGUGUAUUAUUGGAUAUCGCCCUUUCCUACCGACCUGGCAGCCCGUUCCCUGGCACAAUAAACUGAUGCACAAACAGAACGAUGAUAUUGUCGUCUAUGAGGACCUCUCCGGUGAAGUCCGUUUCUCCAAACAUCUGCCGCAGCCCAACCACCUCAACAGUCUGUUAUUGGAGAAGAUGGAGAGAUGGCUGCAGCUGAUGUUAAAGUGGUCUCCUAAGGAGAGAGGCAAAAACCACAAAGCUAAGCCCAGCGACUGCUUCUCCCAGCUGGAGAUCAUACUACAGCUCAAGCUGGUCCAUGUCCUGAACAUGAUGUCCGCCAAGAUCCUGUCAUACUCGGUCUCUGACGACGAGACUGUGGCCGACCUGCAGCUGAGAAUAGAAAAAGACACUGACAUCCCUGCGGCCAACCAGGAGCUGCUUCUGGAGGCGGGAUUAGCCUUGGAGCCCAAUGGACUGGCCACACAGUGUGCCAUAGAUUACACGGAACUGGAUGGGCGACGGACAGACUCGCCCCUGGUCUUCCUGUUUGAUCGCUCUUCUUGCAGUUAUGAGCCCCAGUUCACUCCUCGAACUCUACCAGAAAACAUCCGCUUUGUCCAAGCCGAUCCUUGUCACCUUCUGGCCUACAGCCCUCUGAGGAGGACUUGCAGCCAGGCAUGGCACACCAUCCGCUCCCUGAAGGAAGACUGGCAACGACUGCAGCAGGGGCAGAAAGCUGCCAUCAUGAGCCUGCUGAGACACAACUCGUCACUGUCCAAACAGAAGAAUGAGAUGGUGUCCAUGCACCAGAGGCUCAUGGCCAAGCUGGACUUCUUCACCACCAGCCUUCACAUAGACAUGGACAAAUACCAGGAGCAGACAGCCACCGGGAUCGCGUCAGAGAAACUCCUCUGUGUGUGGAGGGAGAUGGAGGAAACUGCUGUCGGCUGUGGUCAGGCCAGGGUGAGCGAACUGGAGGAAGAAAUGAUGCAGCUGCAGCCAGACAUAGUGGAUGUGCAGAGGCAGCCGUGGCGGAGUGGAGAGGCCCUGGACACACUGGAAGGAAAGGCCAUGGAGCUAGUCCGCAAACUCAGAGAGAAACCCAGAGACCAGAGGUGUCCUGGAAACGGACAGGAGUUGGUGCACCUGGUGGUUCAGGCUGUGCAGUUCUACGAGAAGAAACUGAGAGACUUCUACACACACCUCAGUAAGACAGCAGUGUGUCGUCAGCGCGUGAUGGAGCUGCUGCCGAAGGUGGAGGGCGUGGUCCAGAAGAUGGCCGAGAGCGAGCAAGUCCUGAUGAGUCUGCAGGAGAAACGGCAGAGGGAGCUGUGGAACCUGCUCAAAGUUGCCUGUAGUAAAGUUCGCAGCCCAGUGAGUGGGAGUCCUGAUGGAUUACGAACCCCCUCAUCAGUGCCGCCUCUUUUGACCCCCAGACAAAGUUUACAGCAGCUUGAUGAGUCUCUCGUGGAGCAGAGCAGGACAUUCGAGAGUCGACUCCAGAGUUUGCUGCACGACACCAUCCAGGAAUCAGAAAACAGUAUGGAGAUGUUGAGGGAGUGGACGUGGCUGCACAGAGGCCAGAGUUUCUCCAGUGACCUCUCCUGAAUUCGGCUUCAUUCAUUGGUUACAUGUGGUACAGUACUGCCUCUGUGUGGAUGGGAUGUUGCACUACAUGGUGAUGUAGUAGCGGCUGAUAUGUCAAUGUGAACGGAGUCAUAUAACAGCUGCUUGCACAUGUUUGCUUAAUGGGAUUUAGGGAGUAGGUAAAUCUAUUCACUUCCAAUAAUCAGAGCAUUGAAGCCAGACCUUACUGGCAUAAUGAUUUAUAUUAGAGAAACGUAUGAGAGAAUUAUUAUUUAUUUAGCUAUUGUUAAGUUUGAAAAGAAACAUUUACUAGGUUGGGGUAAAAUUGCACCUCUAACUAUUCCACUGAAUUUGUCAGAUGAUCUUACAGAAGUGAAUUUAAGAUGUUAGAAUUUUCACACUGUAUUGGGAGAGGCUUGUAUCUGGGUUACAAUUUUUAUCCUAUACAUGUGAGAAUACAUGGAUUCAUGAAUGUGUUACAGAUUUGUAACAGGUAAUAUUUGAGUCAUAGUUUAGAAAAGAUUUUUAGUUACAUUUGAUUCACUAUGUUUGGUGGACUUCUUUAUUUGAAAAAUACAGAUUGUAUUUUAAGAUGUGUGCACAUUUAUCACAAUUUUUAAAAAAAAUGUUACGGUAAUAUUUUAAAGAACCACCGAAAUGUUUAUCAGAUUUUAUACGUGUUCCUUAAUGGACCAUUAUUUUUUUAUUGCAAAUCUAUUUUAGUAAGACAGAACAUCUUGUGAAUGAAUAUUAAUGUUGAUAUUUUUUUAUAAAUAUAAGUUACAUGGAGAUUGUACUAUUGUGCAUGGAUGACUGUACGAUAUGGUGCAGUCUAUUAUCCCUGCAAUAAUUUCAAGAGUUGCAAAACUAUGAUGUGAUGAUGAUUUGAAAAACUUCUUUGUUUUGCUGAAACAAUGGUAAUGCAAAAAAAAGUCAGAUUUGUUGUAGAAAAUAAAGAGAAAACAGUAAGUAAAUUAACUGCAUUUAAUCGCGGUAACUCACUUUACCUUUAUUAUAUUUUAAUCUGCAUAUUUUAGAUACCACUGCUACUGCAACACGUCUUACAGCUGCAUCGUGAUUUUUUUCGUACUUUGCUUGAAAGCCAAUUUCAAUCCUAACUAUUGGCUGUAGUUUAUACUGUAAAUAGAUCAUAGAAAAGUGACGGUGUUACAUUCUCAAGUAUCUGUAAUGUACUGAGGUCUGUUUCUGUACCUACUGUUACAAUUAUGUCUGACAUUUCUUUCAUUUAAUUUUUUUUAUCUUGAACACAGUGUUUACUUGUUCUGAAAGUGAUGUUUUCUUUUAUUAAUUUUCAUUUUUCUGGGAAUGAGGUACAAGUUUUAUUUCCUUUGCCCUUUCAUGUCUACCAAAAUAAUAAUAAUUAAAAAACAACAACACUCA